GCAGCUUCACAAUUCAACAGCAGUAAACAUUGUCACACAACUCACAAAUUGUUGACGUCACGAAGACAUCCGUCCAUCCGUCCAUCCAUAACAUCCGAAAAUGCUGCAACGACUAUAUAAUGGCGGCUACUCCCCCUUGCAUUUUCAUCAAACUCUACACAGAUUAACAUGGCAUCCACCGCAACUGCAAGCCCUUUGGUAUCUCACCUCAACCUCUUAUCACUCUAUCAUGUCCUUUGGCAGCAGCAGGAUUACUCUGUCGUGAGGCGGUUGAAAUGUAACGUUCCAGAUCUAGAGGAGUAUGAACAGAUGCAUCCAUUCAACUGCAACACCAUUGAUCUAUCUCGAUGCCCUGGUGCGAAGCUACCAAAUGGGGCGACCUCGAUGAUCAUCCGCUCGGCGUACGAAACAUUCUUCCACAAGAUCUCCAUGAACGAGCGCAAUAUUGUCAUUCAUGGGUCUGCUGGUAUCGGGAAGACAUAUUUCCUGUUAUACGCCCUCGUCAGGCGACUUCUUGCGCGCCAGCCGGUCACCUACCAGCUCGAUCAAGCAGACUCGAGGGUCUUGUGUUUCACUGCCGAUGGCUUCUUCGUUCUCCCAGAGGAGAACAGCGAAUUCCACUCGUUGUUCCAACGUGAAGAUGUGCUACACCUAAUCGACAGCACUCAAGAAGACACUAUUACACAUCGAAACAUCGAGCACACUCGUGCUGUGAUGCGAGGCACGUGCGGCAAGGCUAUCUUCACCACGUUCUGGCCAGACAAUCUGGACCUUGAUAACGAAUGGUUGCCUGAGUAUGACGCUGUACUUCGAAAAUGGAUAAAACCGUGCUCCUUUGAUGAGAUCUAUGCAAUGAGGUAAAUGAACCCAUCACACAUUAGCUCUCGCUGACCAUUGCCGUUAGUGCUCUGACCCCAGGCCAGCAUGAAGCCAAGCCCUUACGAUGGUCGUUCAUCCAUUUCGGGUCCAACGCACAUGCCUGCUUGCAAGCAUCGCAACAUGCCAGCGAUGCUGAUCAUUACCUCAAGGAGCU
Suillus clintonianus is the source of this 1033-nucleotide messenger RNA. RefSeq lists its product as uncharacterized. The annotation marks the transcript as partial. The record is from RefSeq and is a predicted model, not a curated record. The transcript is spliced from 3 exons. NCBI's taxonomy places the organism in Eukaryota, Fungi, Basidiomycota, Agaricomycetes, Boletales, Suillaceae.